GUCGCGAGCAGUAACUCAAAUGGCUAGUCAAGUUUCCGAACGGGUAGAGGAAUAAACACCAUGGUGGAAGUGGAGAGCAGGUCUGAGCAGGUGUGGGUGUGAUCCCUCUACGAUUGGUCAACAAAGAGAACGACGGCCAGACAGACUGAGACUGUCACGGGAGAAGAAGAAUGGCUCGAAACGUUAACUUUGAUCUGAACCAUCCUCUCAUGGAAGCUGGACUGGAGAGCCCAGUGGAUGAGGAGGUUGUUCAUAACUCGUUCAACCAGCUGAUAGCAGAGCAGAGUCAGAAUGAACUGACUGACGCCUUCGAGCUACAGCAGCUGCAGAGAGACCUGGACGAGGAGGGUCAAGAUAAUGUGCCCUACCUGUCCAGCCCUGACUACAGGGAAAGGCUGCAGGGACAAAGAGAGGAUGAAUGGCAGGAUGAUGAAAGACAAACUGACCCCAUCAGAGGUGAACACUGGUCCUCAGCCACCUUGAAGAUCCUGUCAUCCAUGCCCAGUCGCACCAUCGGACGCAGCAGGGGAGCCAUCAUUUCUCAGUAUUACAACCGAACCAUGCAGCUUCGGAGACGCAGGCAGAGCAGACCCUCCAUCCGUGACUUCUCUCGCUCUGCCAGACCAAGUAUACGAGGCUACGGCAUGGAGGGAGACUGUACUGACACAGAAGUGACUAAAAGGGAGCGUUUGGUGAACAACCUGCAGAACCUUUCAGUGAGCGACAGAGUCAGGAUGCUCCGAGCAAUGCCCCUCAGUGUGGCUGAGAAGAGUGAACUCAGGACAUUAGCAUUACAAAAGGAGAGACGCAUAUUUUCUGGCAGUCAGAUCCCCUGUUGCAGUCAACUCAAAUAUUACAUCAUAAUUGCGGUGAGACAGAGCUGGUACAGCUGGUUGUCCUUCCUGCACUCCCUCCACUUGUGGCAAGUGGCGCUCAAGAGAGUGAGCGGGCGUUUCGGCACUGGGGUCCUCUCCUACUUCCUAUUUCUUAAGACCCUGCUGUUCUUCAAUCUCUUCCUGUUUCUAGUGACGGGUGCGUUCUUGGUGCUGCCUCAGGCAGUGCACCCUCCAGUGCUGCCUGCUGUGAAACGCUCCUUCUCUGGACUGGAGCUCCUUACCGGAGCAGGGUAUUUGUCAGACACAGUAAUGUAUUAUGGCUACUACUGUAACUACACACUGCACAGGAGCUGCAGGGAUGAUGGUCGAGAGCAGAAUAUCUCCUUGUCCAAUGGAACCAGGCUGGACUGCAUGUCGAAGCACCUGUCUUACAACAUGCCACUUGCAUACUUCUUUACCAUCGGAGUGGCCUUCUUUAUCACAUGCAUCAUCCUCGUGUACAGCAUGUCCAAGUCGUUUGGACAGAGCUUCCGAAUUGACAAAUCUCACAGUAUCCUGGCCGUGAAAGUCUUCUGCUCCUGGGACUUCAAGGUCAUCAAGAAAACUUCUGUCAAACUCAUGUCUGAAAAUAUCUGCACCCAGCUCAAGGAGCUGUUGGCAGAGGUGAACCAUAAACAUGUCAAGAAUACCGGAUGCCAGAAAGUGUGGAGACUGACGGUCCAAGGUAUAGCAUGGGCCAUCUGCAUAGCAGGCACCAUUUGCUGUGUGAUCGGCAUUUACUUCUUCUCUCAUUACAUGCACAAGAACCUCCAGCAAACUUCUCGUAGUCCUCUCGCCUCCCAGAACGCCUUGUUGAAUGAGGCCAGCCUGUUGGCUCUGCCUGUGGUGGUGUCACUCAUCAACCUGCUGCUGCCUGGCCUGUUCAACCUUGCGGCCUGGAUGGAGGACUACGAGUCACCUUCUGUAUGCACAUAUGUCGCCAUUGGCAGGAACUUGAUGUUAAAAGUGAGCGUUCUUUGCGUCCUCUGUUACCACUGGCUGGGUCGGGUGGCUGCUGACCUUAAUCACUUUAUGUGCUGGGAGAGUUUUGUGGGCCAGGAGCUUUAUCGCUUCCUACUAAUGGACUUCAUCUUCACUCUGCUGGACACCUUGUUAGGAGAGUUUCUUUGGAGGUUGUUUUCUAUGAGGGUGCUGAAGAGGAGGAGGAAACCUGUGUUUGAUAUCGCCAGGAAUGUCCUUGAACUCAUCUACGGACAGACCUUAGCCUGGUUGGGUGUUCUCUUCACUCCUCUCCUGCCUGUGGUGCAGCUUAUCAAGCUCUUGCUGCUCUUCUACAUUAAGAAGAGCAGUGUGAUGAUGAACUGUCAGGCUCCCAGGAAACCAUACAGAGUCAGCCAGAUGACCACCAUCUUCAUCACUCUCCUCUGCUUCCCCUCCUUCCUCGGUGCCUCUGUGUGCGUCACAUACACCAUGUGGAGUAUCACGCCCUCCUCUUCGUGUGGUCCGUUCCGUGGGCUCAAAACCAUGUUCCAGGCGGGGAAACGCUGGGUGGAAGAACUGGAAAAAGAUAAUCCUAACCUGUCCGUGCUGGCCAGGGCUCACUCCUACCUGGUGGAAAACCCUUUCUUCCUGUUUGUGGGAGCAGGCAUCUUUCUGAUAGUCAUCUACUUCCACAGUCAGGUGGUGGACGGUCAGAGGAAGAUCAUCAGUUUACUACAGGAGCAGAUAGAAAAUGAGGGAGAGGAUAAAAAGUUUCUCAUCACUCGCCUCCAGUCCAUCCAUGAGCAAAAACGAACCCCCGCUCGAAGACUCACAAGUCAGGACUCUUCCUGAACGAGCCUUCUCAAUUCUCUGAGCACAAGUCUGGAGAAAUCUUAAACCAGGGGUAAUAUAACUGGAACAUUAGCACCGAAGGACAGCAGUGAAUAUGACCAAAAUCAAGUGUAUCAUGCAUCUUGUAGAUUUUAAAUUUGGUGAGGAUUUUCAUUGCUGGAAUAUUUGUAGAGAGAAGGAACAAACUACGUGGAAUUAUCAGGUGAAACAAAGCUCUGCUUCAUCCAGUAGGCCACUAUAUAUACUGUAUAUGAAAUGUUUGAACUCAAACUAUAGGAAGUCAAAGUGAAGCCUGACAAUGCCCCUUGUAAGGCCAGUAGCUAUGUUUGACUAGUGAUAGAUAGAUGGCUGCUCAAGAACCGAGAGAAGACAAAACAGCAAAAGAGAGGAAGAGAACUGAACUCGUGUGUUUGCAAAUGUUUUUGAGUUUAAAAAAGUAAACUAAGCCGCAAGCAGCUGAUCCUGUCUGCAAGAAAACAGACUGUAUAACAGACAAAAGUUUAAAGUGUCCUCAUUUUAAAUAGAUUUUAGUCAUCUCUCAUAGAAGCACUUUCAUCCCAACUGUGAACUGUUUUUUUUAAUGCUUUUAAUUUUUAAAUUUUUUUUAUCAGUGUGCAUGUUGUAGGUAAACUUGGAUGUUGUGGGUGUGAGUAUGAUACUACUGUUAAUGAUGCUGUUUUUUUUUUUAAUUUUGUUUUCUUAAUUGUUGUUUUAGGGCAAUAACUGCAACUGUAGUGUCAUACUUCUGUAAUUAAAUUAUGUUUUAUCA
This is a messenger RNA of Seriola dumerili (greater amberjack), 3438 nucleotides long. RefSeq names its product transmembrane channel like 6 (gene tmc6b). Gene Ontology annotation, cellular component: plasma membrane. The transcript is spliced from 21 exons. The record is from RefSeq and is a predicted model, not a curated record. Lineage: Eukaryota; Metazoa; Chordata; Actinopteri; Carangiformes; Carangidae. Bases 171 to 2669 code for a protein of 832 amino acids. Gene Ontology annotation, molecular function: mechanosensitive monoatomic ion channel activity.